CUGACCUUGAAGGUUUGUCGCGUAAUAGAGGCUGUUUGAAGUUUCUGGGAUGUUUGGCGUUCUCGUUCGACGUCUAAGUACUUCUACUCCGGUGCUGGCACUUAUACAGCCUCCUAUUCAAGUGUUCGGUUUAGAAGGACGUUAUGCUUCUGCUUUAUAUUCAGCUGCUACAAAACAGAAAGCAUUAGAUAAAAUUGAGAAAGAUAUUCAAUUAAUUAAGAAUACACUUAAAAAUGAUGUGAAAUUACGUGAAUUUUGUCUUGAUCCAAGUUUACAAAGAUUAACUAAAAUUAAUGGAAUUGAUCAAGCACUAAACAAAUUAAAAGUGAAUGAAGCUACGAAAAAUUUAUUUGUUAUACUUGCUGAAAAUGGUCGUUUAUCUAAAAUUAAUUCAGUUAUUGACAAAUUUGAACAAAUUAUGACUGCCUAUCGAGGUGAAGUUAGCUGUACUGUACGAACUGCGAAACCGCUAGAUAAAACAUCAGAAAAUGAAUUACGGAAUGCCCUUAAUGGAUUUUUAAAACCCGGCGAAAAAUUACAGCUAACUUUAGAGAUCGAUCCAUCGAUUAUUGGUGGUAUGGUAGUUAGUAUCGGUGAUCGUUUUGUUGAUAUGUCAAUUGCUCGAAAGAUUCGCUCACUUCGCGGAAUAAUGGAACAACCAAUUUAAAAAGUUAUAUAUGUCGAAUUUUGAAAGAUAAAAAAUAUAUAGUUAUAUAUAUAAAAUAUACAUUGGAUCAUUUGACUUGUAGUCUAUUAUGUAAUUAAUAAUAAUUACCUUUGAAAAAAGUUUGUGUGAUAUUGUUA
Molecule: messenger RNA, 804 nt
Organism: Schistosoma guineensis
Lineage: Eukaryota; Metazoa; Platyhelminthes; Trematoda; Strigeidida; Schistosomatidae
Source: the annotation of a GenBank genome assembly